Messenger RNA from Xiphophorus hellerii (green swordtail), 1171 nucleotides. RefSeq names its product high choriolytic enzyme 2-like. Gene Ontology annotation, molecular function: zinc ion binding; metalloendopeptidase activity. Bases 99 to 836 code for a protein of 245 amino acids. The transcript has 9 exons. NCBI's taxonomy places the organism in Eukaryota, Metazoa, Chordata, Actinopteri, Cyprinodontiformes, Poeciliidae. Gene Ontology annotation, biological process: proteolysis. The record is from RefSeq and is a predicted model, not a curated record.
UCAGCCACUCCCUGUGAGCUGCAUAAAAACGGAGAAGAGACGAACCUGAUCUCCAUCCUGCAUCAAACUCCUGCAGCAUCUGGAAGGUCACCUUCAUCAUGAUUCCAGCCGUCCUCUUCCUCCUCUUGUUCUCAGUGACAAAUGUCCUGCUGAGCACACCACUUGAUGAUGACAAUGAAUCUGUGGAAACCCCCGAGCUGCUUGAUGACAUCGCCAUCCCCGACACUCGGAACAGGAAUGCGGACCCAUGCACUGCCAGAGGCUGCAAGUGGCCCAAAUCUGGACGCUUCGUUAACGUGCCCUACGAGAUCUCCUCUUUCUUCUCUCAGAAAGACCGCAAGUUCAUCAUGGAUGCCCUAAGGAGCUUCCAUAGGCGCACCUGCAUUCGUUUUGUCCCAAAGAGACCACGUCAUCUCGAUUACAUCCGUUUCAUUUCAGGCGACGGGUGUUGGUCCUUUCUUGGUCGUCAGAACGGAGGACAGAAACUCUCUCUGCAGAAAGACGGGUGUUUGUACGACGCCACUGUGGAACACGAGGUUCUUCACGCUCUGGGCUUCGACCAUGAACAUGUCCGCUCCGACAGAGACAAAUACAUUUGGAUUCGCUACCAGAACAUCAAGAAAGGAGAGAAGAGCAACUUUGACAAAAAGAAAACUAACAACCUGGGGACUCCAUAUGACUUCAAAUCUGUCAUGCAAUACUCCAACGAUGCCUUCUCCAAAAAUGGGAAACCAACCAUCGUUGCCAAACGCGACCCCAAGAUGAAGUUUGGAGACGCCAAAAAAUUGAGCGUCAAUGACAUCGCCCGUGUCAACCGGCUUUAUAAGUGCUCCUGAACUGCACAGACUGAAGAGGUCGGCCUCCUGCUGCUGAUCUGAGGCCUCACACCAAAAAGCUGAGCUAGCAUAAAUAUAUAAUAUUCUUCUCUCCUUUUCUUUAAAUGAACAAGUGGAAAUCAUUGUCCUGUCUGGUUCUGGAAGAAGUUUUUGUCACCAGGUGGAUCAGAAUUUUAAUGCAUGUCAGCCUUUGUACUGAUAUCCACUGAGAAAUAAACAGCAAGCAUAUAUACUAUCUAUAAUCGCCACAUUUAUUUCCCUGCUUUUAUGUUUAUGCUUUGAUCAUCAAAGGAUAUAAUUAAUUUGCAUAAUAAAGAAGCAUAUUUCAAAGAAAA